AUGUCCUUCUGGGGUGGGUGAACGUUUGAAUUUGACCAUCGUGGGGCGUUCCUCUGCUCACCAUUUUUUCUUCAAUUUUGCGUGGCUGGGCCGACACUCUCCAGUCCCAUCGGAGCCUGUGUUCUUGCCUGAUUUCGCCGCGUUUCGGAUUCCUGCAGCUGGUUUUUCUCCUUGCGUGAACAUUUAAUCCGUCUUCUUCACAGGCGUUGAGGUGAAGCCUGGCAAGCCCUAUACUCACAUCCAUGAUAAUAGCCGUGGGCCUCUUCGUCUUUCACAGGUCGGUCUCUGAACUGAUCGAACUCUAUGAUAUUAUUGGCGUUCCUGUACCAGAUUCCGACGUGGUCGUAUGAUAGCCUUAAUUUUCCCAUUUCUCCAUUACUUUCCAAUGAAGCAAAAAUCAGCGGUCAUCAAUAGUGGGUUAUUGCACAGGUGACCUUGGGAGAUGGGGCAGCGACAAAGAGGAGCGUGCUGCAAUGUAAUGUUGGGGAUAAGAGCCCUGUGCUGCUAUGUUCUCUGCUCCCAGAUAAAGCUGAGUGCUGCGGCAUGGACCUGCAGUUUGAAGAGUGCUAUGAGGUUAUUUUCUCGGUUGUUGGACCUAGAAGUGUUCACCUUGCUGGGUACUAUGUGGAUGUGGGCUCUAGGCGCGGCACUGGUGUUGGCAAUGACAGGUAUACUUCAUCCUUCACUUCGUCGACAUUUUUCCUUGAACCUUUUCUUUCCGGUUCUGCUCAGAUCACUCUCAAGGUGAAGGUGCCAAAGCAUUUCCCUAUCACACAAAGGAAAUGUAAAAAAAACAUAUCUUACGCCUCACUCCUCAACUAUUUUCUAGUGACUCUUUUGGGGAAGAUGUUGGUGAGACUGGAAGUGAGGAGUCUGGGAGUCAUGGCAGUGAAGACAGAUAUGAGUCAGACUUCAUUGAUGAUGGUGAUGUAGAAAUGUCGCCCUCACAUCAACGUGCCAAUGGAUGUAUGCCUCCAACUUUCCUCAUUGUUUGACUUCGAUGCAGCAGUGAUGGUUUGAGUUCAUCUUUUAGUCAUUGUUUUCUCUCCCUCGUCGUUUUCUUGCUGACUUGCCUCUGUGAAAAUAUGUGAACUUGGUAUAGGACAUCCCUAAAUGGUAUUACACUGCUAUUUUCACAAGCACCUUUAAAGUUCUCCUCAAAGAUUUCACCCGUACCUACAGGAUUGCUUUUAUUGGUAUUCUGCUCUUGUUACGAGCACACAUAUCGAGGAAAGUGUUUUCUACUGCAGAAAAAGGACAGUUGGGUUUCAUUAUAUCACCUGUUCAAAAUUCUAAAAAUCAUCUUCCGUAGAUUGACUGAAAUGUGAUUUUUUCAAUAAGUAAUAUUUUAAUUCUAAAACUAAUAUAAUGGAUAAAAACAAGAUCCUGAAUCAUCUAGCGAACGAAGCAUGGUAAUUUUUUUCAACUUAUAUCUUUGUGGAUAUUUAAAGGCGGCGGACUAAUACUUUUUCCAUAUGCUAAGUCUUUUAUGCUGUUAUAUUACGUUUUUGUAUUCAUUUCAGUAUUCCUGACGGGGACAAAAUCAACUACUGUUGUGGGGAGGGAAUAUGUGAACGUGAACCUACCAGUUCCAUUGAUUCUUGACUUUUUUCCAGUAACAUUUGAAGAGAGAUGCAAGGGUAGCCUGGUGGUUUGAAGGCUAUCUAAAUUGUACACUUGCUAGAACUUCCAUUUAUCCACUAAAUUUUGUUUUAUGAUCUUCUUUUCUCUUCGUUUCCUUUUUCCUCUCUAGUGAUCUGCUCUUGUAGAGAAAAUACUUAUCUUUUAACGUAUCCCUUAUUCUUAUGCAAAUACAUUUCUUUCUGAUGCAGUCAUCAAUGAUGAGACCAUCAAGUGUGAGAAGACAACGAAUGGGAGUGCUACUCGUCAACGUCUCAGGAGGAAGCAUCGCAUUAGUGAUUCUGAUGAAGGAGAGGAUGACUCUCAGCAUCAGAUAAUUAGCAAUCCCGGAAAAUCACCUGUUUUGGAAGGUGAAGAUGAUGACUUCUUUCCAAUUUCUUUCUCGGUAGGCCAAAAGAAUGAAGAGCGAAAUGUUGGUGGGGAUAGAAAGUUAGAUAGUAUCAAGUUUGAUGUCAAUGUGGAUCGAAAGAAUGAUGCAACUCUCCAGGAUAAAGUCCCCGAAGGGUAAUGAGAAUGCAGGCUUAUUAUCCAUAAUGAUCACUUUUUAUUCGUGUAUACUUGAUGUUUUGUUUAUUGUUAUCAGGGAACAUAAGAUUGAAGUUGUCAAAAGCGAGAAGUCAAAGAAGAAAAAGAAAGAUAAGGCUAAGCUGUUGAAGUCUCCUGAAACAGACGUUCAUAUGCCUGAUGAAGUAAUUCAGGACAGACCUAGUGAAGAUCCGAGCGAAGAUGGCAAAAGAGAUGAGGCACAUACUCGUGAACAAGAAAAGGAAGAGUUGAAUCAGGAAGGUUGCCUAGAUGAAAACAGUGGGAAACCAAAGAAAAGGAAGAAGACAAGGGACAGGAAAGGGGAGUCACCUGAGAAAGGGUUAAAUUCUUCAGCAGAUAAAGUUGAUGAAGGCAAGAAUGGAAAGUCAGAACUUGCAGUUGACCAUGCAGUCGAACCAGUCCUUGCUGAAAACAGUGGGAAAUCAAAGAAAAAGAAGAAAGGAAAGGGUAGGGGAGGGGAUACCCACGAAAGAAAUGCUGACUUGUCGGAGGAAAAAAUUGUCAGAGCAACAAAUGCCGAAGAGCCUAAUUCCGGAAGACAUUGUGAGCAGGCUGAUGAUCAUAACAACAUCAAUGAUCUUACAGUCGGAAGAGAUAAUGAGUAAGGGCAUUUUACUCCUCUUCGUUUUCUCUAUAGAAAUUAGUAAAGUUAAUAUUUCAGUUAUCAAUAUUCAUUUAAAUAUCAAAUAAAAAUAUCAAAGAAAUAUCUUACUAAUUGCUGCUCGUGCUUAAGUCAAAAGGUUUAUCCUUGUCUAUUUUGUUGUCGAAUUCACAAUCAUUUGAAUCUAAUAAUCUUUAAUUAAUGGAUGCUGGCUCCAGAUCCAAUGCAAUUAGAUCAUCUUAAUUUCCUUCUUUGAUCAUUUUCACUCAAUGCGAAUGAGAAUCAGCAUCUCAUUGAUUCCCAUUAAAUAGGUAAGGAAAUGCUCACAUUGAAUGAUUCGUGGACAGUGAAAUGGUUACUUCUGCUGUGGACUCUCCAAGUCUUGAAGACUCCAACAAGCUCAAACGGAAAAGGAAUAGAACGAAAGAGGGAACCUCUGGGGGGGAGGAAACCAGACCACUGGAGGAAUUGAGGAAAGAUGGUGAUGAUCCUUCCAGGUCAACGCAAGCAGUGGAGCAUCACGAGCCUCCUGGGGAGCUUCCCCUGGACAUGUGAGAACCAUCAGAGAAGCUAACCAUUCUUAGUUGUGAAUCCCUUUCUAUUGUCAUUAAUUCAUACGAUCUCCUCAUGCAGAGGUUCCAACUCCGGCGAAGAACCUGCUCCAGAUGCUGACCCUGAACCCAAUAAAAGGAAAUCAAGGCGGAAGAAGGGAUCCCACUAA
Messenger RNA from Spirodela intermedia, 3509 nucleotides. Lineage: Eukaryota; Viridiplantae; Streptophyta; Magnoliopsida; Alismatales; Araceae. The record is from the annotation of a GenBank genome assembly.